Mangifera indica (mango) is the source of this 808-nucleotide messenger RNA. RefSeq names its product protein SENESCENCE-ASSOCIATED GENE 21, mitochondrial-like. The record is from RefSeq and is a predicted model, not a curated record. Bases 306 to 599 code for a protein of 97 amino acids. NCBI's taxonomy places the organism in Eukaryota, Viridiplantae, Streptophyta, Magnoliopsida, Sapindales, Anacardiaceae. Gene Ontology annotation, cellular component: mitochondrion. The transcript has 2 exons. Gene Ontology annotation, biological process: response to stress.
CGAGCAACAACCAGGUGGCGAAAAACGACAGGUGCUUUGCGUGUGAGGAGGACCCCAAUUUGACUGGGUCUGUGUUCUGGAAGAGGACGACUGGACGUUAAUUCCCCGAAGAGUCUCAGGCUCCUCAAAUUUUCUCUAUAUAACGAUGAUAGCUCCUCUUCCCUGAACACAAAAUAGAGAGUCAGCUAUCGUAAGAAGUUUAUUUGGCUGCUGCAGGAGGUAUUCUUCAGCGAAGAAAAGAGAGUAAAAGAACGACUUUCUGCAGAAGUUUUUAGCUAAUCUCUCAAAGUUGAAGAUAUAAGAAAAUGGCUCGCUCUUUCUCCAACGCUAAGCUUUUCUCUGCUUUCGUCGUUGACGGAAUCUCUAACGCUCUCUAUAGACGAGGAUACGCGGCGGCAUCACAAGGAGUUGCGUCGAACGUGGCAAGAGGGACUGGAGGAAGAAGUGGAGCGAUGAUGAAGAAAGGAGAAGAGAUUGUGAGAUCAAAUGAGGUAUCAUGGGUCCCAGACCCUGUAACCGGCGUCUACAGGCCUGAGAAUGGUGCCAACGAGAUCGACGUGGCGGAACUACGGGCCUCGCUCUUGAAGAACAAGAACUAAAUUAACACACAGAAAAUAAAAAAAAUCGUGGUUUAACAAAGGAAUUGCCAAAUGGAUGUGAUGGGUUUGAUAUGGUUAGCCCCCAGAGCUGUCGAGGUUUCCCGAAAAUUUCAUCAUCUUGGUUUGGAAUUGUUGUAGCUGCGAUUUAAUAUUUCGAUUGUUGUUAUUUAAUAUUAAAUGCAAUAUGAAUCAUGUGCUUGAAUUGGGAA